This is a messenger RNA of Sus scrofa (pig), 6781 nucleotides long. It is a transcript of the gene SEMA3D, whose product is annotated as semaphorin 3D. The record is from RefSeq and is a predicted model, not a curated record. Gene Ontology annotation, cellular component: plasma membrane. Gene Ontology annotation, biological process: axon guidance; semaphorin-plexin signaling pathway; neural crest cell migration. Lineage: Eukaryota; Metazoa; Chordata; Mammalia; Artiodactyla; Suidae. Gene Ontology annotation, molecular function: semaphorin receptor binding; chemorepellent activity.
CAUCCCCUUUUUAGAAAGACUGAGUCUCUCCCAGGACAGCUGCUGCGGUCACACCACAAACUUAAAAACCGCCCUCCCGCUCCAAGCGUGCCUUUCCUCGCCACCCUCGCCUCUGCACCGCUCCAGCUGGUGCCUGGCUCCGCUCUGCUCCAGGCAGGGCGCUCGAGUGUAGGGGGGGAGCAGCGCCCCCUGCCUCCUGGCCUGGCCUCUGCGGCCGCAUCCUCCGCGCUCCACCAGGGCCGCUGGCGGCUCCGGGGCUCAGCUAGGGCUGCCUCUCAGAGGAGGUCGCGCCGGUGCCCUGGGUCGCCACCUCUCACGCCUACCGCCUGCAUCCCCUUCUCUCCCUGAAAAGACUGCCGGCGCAGAGAGAGAGAGAGAGGGAGAGAGAGAGAGAAGAGUUCGCUGUAGAAUUGUGGUAACCAUAUGAGUGGUCAAGUUGCUUGUAUCUUAUACCUACAGACUGACAUCUGCUGUUUCUCAGGACAGUGGCUCUCUCCAUAACAGAUUAAUACGGUUUGAAAGAGACCAUUGUUUUCAACAUGAUUGUUAAUAAAAAUGAGAGACCAAGGUCCAGAAGCCACGAUUUUUACCUUUUUCAUGCCUUGGUGAUGUUAAGCAUGACCACGCUGUUUCUUCCAGUCACUGGAACGUCUAAGCAAAAUAUUCCACGUCUCAAGCUAACUUACAAAGACUUGCUGCUUUCAAAUAGCUGUAUUCCCUUUUUGGGCUCAUCGGAAGGACUGGAUUUCCAAACCAUUCUGUUAGAUGAGGAGAGGGGCAGACUGCUUCUGGGAGCCAAGGACCACAUCUUCCUGCUUAGUCUGGUUGACUUAAACAAAAAUUUUAAGAAGAUUUAUUGGCCUGCUGCAAAGGAACGAGUGGAACUAUGUAAAUUAGCUGGGAAAGAUGCCAAUACAGAAUGUGCAAAUUUCAUCCGAGUACUUCAACCCUAUAACAAAACUCAUGUUUAUGUGUGUGGAACUGGAGCAUUUCAUCCAAUAUGUGGAUAUAUUGAUCUUGGAGCCUACAAGGAGGAAGUUAUGUUCAAGCUAGACACACAUAAUUUGGAGUCUGGCAGACUGAAAUGUCCUUUUGAUCCUCAGCAGCCAUUUGCUUCAGUCAUGACAGAUGAAUACCUCUACUCUGGCACAGCUUCUGAUUUCCUUGGCAAGGACACUGCAUUCACGCGGUCCCUUGGGCCUACUCACGACCACCAUUACAUCAGAACUGACAUUUCAGAGCACCACUGGCUCAACGGAGCAAAAUUUAUUGGAACUUUCUCUAUCCCGGACACCUAUAAUCCAGAUGAUGAUAAAAUAUAUUUCUUCUUUCGUGAAUCAUCUCAAGAAGGGAGUACUUCUGAUAAGACCAUUCUUUCUCGAGUUGGAAGAGUUUGUAAGAAUGAUGUAGGUGGACAACGCAGCCUGAUAAACAAAUGGACCACUUUUCUCAAGGCCAGAUUGAUUUGCUCAAUUCCUGGGAGUGAUGGGGCAGAUACGCAUUUUGAUGAGCUUCAAGACAUUUACUUACUCCCCACAAGAGAUGAAAGAAAUCCUGUAGUAUAUGGAGUCUUUACCACAACCAGCUCCAUCUUUAAAGGCUCUGCUGUGUGUGUGUAUAGCAUGGCAGACAUCAGAGCAGUUUUUAAUGGUCCAUAUGCUCAUAAGGAAAGUGCAGACCAUCGUUGGGUGCAGUAUGAUGGAAGGAUCCCGUAUCCUCGACCUGGCACAUGUCCAAGCAGAACCUAUGACCCACUGAUUAAAUCAACCCGAGACUUUCCAGACGAUGUCAUCAGUUUCAUAAAGCGGCACCCUGUGAUGUAUAAAUCCGUGUAUCCAGUUGUGGGAGGACCAACAUUCAAGCGAAUCAAUGUGGAUUACAGGCUGACACAGAUCGUGGUGGAUCACGUUGUUGCUGAAGAUGGCCAGUAUGAUGUAAUGUUUCUUGGAACAGACAUUGGAACAGUCCUAAAAGUUGUCAGCAUUUCAAAGGAGAAGUGGAAUAUGGAAGAGGUGGUCCUGGAGGAGUUACAGAUAUUCAAGCAUUCAUCAAUGAUCUUGAACAUGGAGUUGUCUUUGAAGCAGCAACAAUUGUACAUUGGUUCCCGAGAUGGAUUGGUUCAGCUCUCCUUGCACAGAUGUGACACUUAUGGGAAAGCUUGUGCAGAAUGCUGUCUUGCCAGAGAUCCCUACUGUGCCUGGGAUGGAAAUGCAUGCUCUCGAUAUGCACCCACUUCAAAAAGGCGAGCUAGACGUCAGGAUGUGAAGUAUGGAGACCCAAUCACCCAGUGCUGGGACAUAGAAGACAGCAUUAGUCAUGAAGCUGCUGAUGAAAAGGUGAUUUUUGGCAUUGAAUUUAAUUCAACCUUUCUGGAAUGUAUUCCUAAAUCUCAACAAGCAUCUAUUAAGUGGUAUCUCCAGCGAUCAGGAGAUGAACAUCGAGAGGAGUUGAAACCCGAUGAAAGGAUCAUCAAAACAGAAUAUGGGCUACUGAUUCGAAGUUUGCAGAAGAAGGAUUCUGGGAUGUAUUACUGCAAAGCACAGGAGCACACUUUUAUCCACACCGUAGUGAAGCUGACUUUGAAUGUCAUUGAGAAUGAACAGAUGGAAAAUACCCAGAGGGCAGAGCAUGAGGAGGGGAGGGUCAAGGAUCUGUUGGCUGAGUCACGGUUGAGAUACAAAGACUACAUCCAAAUCCUUAGCAGCCCCAACUUCAGCCUCGACCAGUACUGCGAACAGAUGUGGCACAGGGAGAAAAGGAGACAGCGAAACAAGGGCGGCCCAAAGUGGAAGCACAUGCAGGAAAUGAAGAAGAAAAGAAAUCGAAGACAUCACAGAGACCUGGAUGAACUUCCUAGUGCUGUGGCCACGUAGUUUUCUAUUUAAUUUAAAGAAAAGAAUCCUUUACCUGCAGAAACACUGUCUUCUGUUUUGUUCAUCCUCAUUCUAACUCAUAAGAGCUUUCCAUGGAGUUUUGCUAAAGCACAAGAACAGUAAUCUGAAUAAGACUAUCUAAGGUGGAUGUGGCAUGGUAGGGGCAAAUCUUUCAUCUGGACCAGUUUUAUAAAAACUAAACUUAUACCUGCAGAGAAUCAGAAUUAUCCUCAAAAGAGGGGCUUUCCAUGUGUAAAUUUUUUAUGAUCUGGGUUUUUGAGUUUAUUUUGUCAUGUAAAUAAUUGAGCUAAGAAAGCAUCAAAUUUGAUAUUAUACUAAGGUGCUUUAUUUCCCUGGCAUGGCCUUGGAACAUGGCAUUUACCAUGCAGUUGUGCUCUAUGUUCUUAUGAACAAAUAUAUCAUUCCACUAAAGAACUGGCUACCUAGUGGUAGGGAUGGGAGGGAAGACAUAACAUACAGCUCACAUUACCAACAGGAAGCUUCCCAAUGAGCCUUUUGCUCUUGGUGCAUGGUUUAGGAAUUUAGAGAGGUGCAUUAUUUCUUUCAGACCCCAGGGGUUACAUUUAGUACCCUGCAGCAUUGAUUUACUGAAGGGCAUAAAUGCUCCUCCCAGGAUUCCUCAUGACUUGUCAGGAGUAACAGGUUCACAGAAGUUGGUGCUCAGUUAUAUGUCUUUAGAAUGAAUAUGUGCUGAGCUCUAUAGGGACACAAUGCUUAAUAAAUAUUUUACUAGGAUAUGGGAAAAUGUUUUAAUAAAAUAAGGGAAACAUCAUGAUGUAUACUGCAUCCUAAUGCAGAUGGGAUUUGUUAAGAAACAGAAAGCCAGUCAUAAAUUCUGGCUUUGGAGAGAACUCAUAUCCCCAUAAAAAGGAAGAACAAUCAGAAAUACAGUGGGUGAAAUGUAAUGUAGCUUUAUUCACUGGAGUAUAAAUAGCUGCCAAUUUGUAAUCCAUCUGUUUAAAAACUCAAGAUUAUAACAAACUACUACUAAAGUCUGAGGAAAAAUAAAUUUUCUAAAGGAUCAUGGGAAGAAUGAAUAUAAAUUUAUUUACAACCAAUGGGAUUUCCGUAUGUACUUUCUUUUUUUCUAAAAAUUCAUCACAUUCAAUAAAUUAUUUCUGUUUACUGCCUUUAUUCUUUCCUGAAUAUUGGAUUAUUAGAUUUUACUUGAGUGAAUAGGAAAAUACCAUAUAUACAUAUAUAGAGGGAUAGAUUAGGUAGACAACAGUGGUGGGGAGCGGGAAUACUAUAUAUUUGUUAAAUAACAGAACAAAUGCAAAAAUUUUGACAACGGAAAGGGUUAAAUUAACUCUUUGACAUCUUUUCUUUACACAGUCUUUUUGCAUUUCUGAGAUUAUAUGCUCUAAUUCAAGUAGCAUUAUUUUAGUAAUUUAAUAAUAAAUAAGUCUACUGCAUGUAAAGAAAACAAACUCACAAUAACAUUUUUUUCAUAUUUUGUAAGCACUUUCAAAUGUUUCCAGUUUGACCUUCCCUCUGAAUAUAUUCAGUAUGUUUCCUGCCUGUUUAAAAAGGACUCACCUUUCUUCAUAUAACACAAAACCCUUAGCCUUCUUCUGUUUUGCCUUUUCAUGCCCUUUUUAGUGUGAAAUGAAAAAUUAGUCACUUCCUCACAUGGAAGGCAGCUUUUCAGAAAACUAAAUAGCAGACAUUGCUCGUUUCUCAUGCAUUCUACGUGUCUUGAAAGUAAAUCCUGUGAGAACUCCUGUGAUUAGAGGGCAACUUACUACAGGGUUCAGUAUCAUGUCUGUGACUGGCUUUAUGCUAAAAACAUUCUAUCCACAUUCAUUUUAUUUGCAUUGCUUACCUAUCUCAAAGUAGUCACACUGAUAUAUGAGGUUAAGUCGCCUUUUGAUAAGAUACUCAUAAAUAUUUGCAGAUGGUUUAUUAUAAGGAAAGCUUAAGGAAGAAUUUUUUUUUUUUUAAAGUGAACCAGAACAAAUUUUUCUUUGAAAAAGAAAUCUAUAAGAAUAGCUGCAACAAGAUCAGACUGCUAAUAGAAUAACCUAACAAGAGUGUUUGUAACUGCUGAUUUGCUGGCUUAAAAUGUUCUAGGAACUCAUAGUAAGCUCAGAACAUGUUUUUUAAACGAGAAAAGUAGCAGUUUUUUUUUUUUUAAGAUUCUGAAAGAUUUCUAAUAUUUGUAUAUCAGACAGUAAUGGUCAAAUUAUGAUUGCUCAAAUUUUUUGGGGAAAAAUAUGUGAACUGCCAAUGUUAGGAAUGACUUGUGAAAAUAAAUUUGGUUUUCAUCAAAAUUUGAAUGUCCAAGCCAUUUUUAAAUUAAUUCUUUAUAAUUUUAAUUAUUCAGGAAAAAAAGGGGGGAUGCUAUUUUAAUUUACAGCUAAUUUUCUGGCUGCUUUGGAUCUAAAACUAUUAAUUUAUGAUAAUAUAUUUAAAAUAUUUUUAGUAAAAUAAGUCAUUAUAAAUAAACCAUAUGAAAAAGAUUUUUGCAUAUUUAUAAAUAUAGAAGACAUCUAAACUACCACAUUUGUCAAUAUUUUAGUUGCUUAGAACACUUAUAGGAACAAUGUGAAGAAUAUAUUAAAUUUAGAGAUGAGCGAGACACAAUAUAUACUUCCUCAUCACUGAGGAUCUUUACCAAAUUUUCUUUGAAAUAAUGAAAAAAAAUUAUAGUCAAGAGUUUCAAAUACAUUUGCUAAGAAAUCAGCUCUUUAUGGAGAGGUCUUAAAAUUAUGUUUAUUCUCAGUUUCAUAUUUUUUCACCCCUGUUUUAAAUACAUAUGUCUCUGAUUUGCAUAUUCUGACCUGCAUUUCAUUCCAGCUGCUUAUGCUGCUAAAUGGAAUACUGACUGUCUGCAUUCAUUUACAUUCAAUUCACUGGGAAUUUUAAGAGUUUGUUUAGAAAUGGAUUGUCUAAAUAAUUUAUGUAGAACCUACUUUCCCCCUCAAAAGCCCAAAACACUGCAUUCACAAUACUGAAUAAACAUUUUUAAAAACAACCAAAUUAUUUAAGAAAUGGAAAUGAGUCAUAGAAAAAUUCAGAAAUUUGCAAAACCCACCACAGUAGUGAAAGAUAUUGAUUGGCUAAGUAAUACUUAUUUACAAUAUGCUGCCUGCAAAAUGCUCUUGCUCUUGAAUUUUUCCUUUGCUCUAUGUUCUGUUUCUUUAUACACCAUUAGCUUUUGUUUCUACUGAAUUGUACAGAUUUAACUGAAAAAUAAGUUUACUCUUGCCAGUGCCUGUUUUUCAACACUAAAUUGAAAAUAAAUUUCCGAGGACAAUUUGAUAGCAUCCAGAUGUCUACAAAAUAUUAAGUUGAACAAGGGCAUCAAUUAAGUAUUGAUUUUAAAAUUUAAAUAUAAUAUUUCAUAUCUAUCAUUAAUACAAAUGGUAAUCAAAAGUGACCUAGCUUCCCUUCAGAAUGUUACAUUUGCCUGGGCAACAGGUUGUAAUUCAUCAGCUUUAUUGGGAAUGGACAGUUUAGAAAAAGAGAUUUUUGAAAUUCUUUUAUAGAAGUAUGUUUUUCUCACAGUAAAUGAUCACAAUAUUUAAAUAGUUUAAUUUACAUGUAAAGUUAAAAAAUAAGAUCAAAAAUUCCAUGACUGUAUACAUUAACAGUGUAGAAAUGGGAACAUGCACAUGAUUUAUACCUCUCAUUUAAUUAUUUUGUCAUAUAAAGUAUUUAUGGUAAGUUGGAGAUAGGUUUUUUUGGGGGCAAGGGCAAAAAUCUGUCAGUUAAUUGUGUAAUUUAAUUCUGUUAUUGUAUUAGAUAUCUAUUUUGAUUUUAUAGUUAUACUAUUUUAAAGAAAUGUAGUCUUGUAAUCUAAAAUAAUUGAAAGUUGUUAAAUGUAUAUUUUGGUUGUAUUAUAAUAAAACACAAACAUUAGUGUUCUAUGGUUAUAAACAGAA